Messenger RNA from Pseudonaja textilis, 1030 nucleotides. It is a transcript of the gene CCDC86, whose product is annotated as coiled-coil domain containing 86. NCBI's taxonomy places the organism in Eukaryota, Metazoa, Chordata, Lepidosauria, Squamata, Elapidae. Gene Ontology annotation, cellular component: nucleolus. The record is from RefSeq and is a predicted model, not a curated record.
CGCGGAAGGCUGCAGCAAAGAAUGUUAUCUAGCUCGUAGUUUUGCGCAUCAGCGCGCGUCGCAUAUGGGACGUCAUCCGAAAGGGCCCUACUGGAGUCUUCCUCGUGGGGUAGGAGAGGAGGUUGGGAGAGGGAGAGAGAGAGAACGUGUUUGUUAGCUGGGACUGUGUAGUGAAGAGACAAAAAGGAAGGAAAUGGCGGCGCUUAUCCCCGAGGAGCUGCUGCAAGCCGAUCGACUGUCUCCAGACCUGGAACGGGGUGAGCAACUUCAACAGUUGGGGAACGAGGAAGGGGCUGUCGCCUUAGUGGAAGCUGGAUCCGGAAAGCUGCAAAUAGCUGCUUUGGGUAAGAAGCGGAAGGAGGCAGCGUCUAUCCACAAAGGAAAGCCUAAAUCUGGGCGAGUAUGGAAAGACCCCGGCAAAAAGCGGUUUUCCCACAUGAUCCAGGAUAAGCCUUUACAUACUUCCUGGCAACAUAAAAUGAAAAUACGUCAGGAAAAGAAGUUGAUUAAAGAUUUUGCCCAGGAGCUGAAGGAACAAAAACAAAGGGAGCGUGAGGAGAAAAAACAGCGAAGGAGGGAUAACUUAAAAAGAAGACUACAAAAUGAGAGGAAAGCGGAGGUUGUGCAAGUGAUUCGAAAUCCCUUAAAACUGAAGCGUGCAAAGAAGAAACAUUUGCGGCGCAUUGAGAAGCGUGACACACUGGCCUUGCUGCAGAACUCCCAGGCACAACUUAAACCAGCCAAGCAAUAAGAGAGCGGAAGUCUCUUUGAUAGCACAUUGAAAGACUUCUUGAAAUGCAAAAGUUGAGAGACAGAAUCCAGUGUAUGAAGAGACGUUGCUAUAUUACAUCUUUUUAUUUGGCUUCUCUUGCAGUCAGCAAUAGGACAUUCCAUGCAAAAUAUCUCAUUGUAUCCCAAUAAUUUCUCAUCUCAUAGCUUUGGCAUUAAAAGAACAAAUUUGGGGAGGACAGCUGGGAUGUUUGAAAAUGAGAAAAAGUCCUAAGGGAGUUAUUGCAAAAUCUACAGCUUC